UCGCCGGCACGAGCUAAGUGUCUUGGGUGGUUGUGUACUGUGGGGGUCACGAGUCAUUAUACCUCAGGAGGCGUGGCUGAGGGUGUUGGAGGAAUUACAUGUGGCUCACCCGGGUGUAUCUAGAAUGAAAAGCCAAGCAAGAAGCUACACUUGGUGGCCGGGAUUAGAUGCUGAUAUAGAAGAUAGCAAAAUCUUGCGGGACAUGCCAAGAACAUCAGCGAUCACCUCCAAAAGCGCCUCUUCACCCUUGGGCACAGCCAGAACGUGCGUGGUCGAGAUUACAUAUCGACUUUGCUGGGCCAUUCUUGGGUCGGUGGUUCGUUAUACUGUCAGAUGCGUACCCUAAAUGGUUGGAAGUAAAACCACUGAGUUCCCCCGCAACUGGACCUACCAUUCGGAUGCUACAGUCUAUUUUUGCGACCCACGGACUACCUGAAAUCAUGGUAAGUGAUAAUGGCUCGGCCUUUACCAGUCAAGAAUUUGGAAACUUCAUGAAGAGCAAGGGAAUUGUACAUAUUGCAACUGCACCUUACCACCCGUCCUCUAAUGGGCUGGCUCAGAGGGCGGUUCAAACAUUCAAGGCAGCCAUGAAGCGAAUGAAAAACAAACAGUGAACACUGGAAACGAAGCUGGAUGAAUUUCUUUUUCGGAACAGAAUCACACCACACGUGACAACAGGGGAGGCGCCAGCUGUGAUUCUGAUGGGACGGAGACCAAGAAGCUGCCUGGACUUACCACAUCCGGACCUGGAAAGAAAGACAAGGGAAGCACAAGAGCAUCAAAGGAAGGAUCAUGACAAAUCUUGCAGUUACCAGAAUCUGGAGACGGGGCAAACAGUGUUUAUGCGUAACUUCGGCAGGGGCCAGGAUUGGUUAACAGGCGUGGUUGAGAGUCAGACGGAACCCUUAUCUUUCAGAGUGAGGUUAGAGGACGGACGGUUAGUCAAGCGACACAUGGAUCACGUUCGACAGAGAACGACCGAGACUAAAAGUCCAGAGGGACAAGCAAUGAUGAAGGACAGUCCCAGCAUUGGGGUAGACCAACAGCAAGGAGAAGAAAGCACAAGAUUAUCAACAGCAACGAACGCUCCAGAUGUCACCAAACAUCAGCAAAUAGAACAAGCAGAGACCGAGGCUGAUCAGCAAUUGGAAAUAAAAGCUGCCGACGUUCCGCCUGUCCUCCGGCGUUCCGCCUGUCCUCCGGCGUUCCGCACGGAUUUCGAGACCUCCAGAAAGACUGGAUCUGUAGGGUAGUAAUGUGGGAACUUAGAAAAUUUAGUGGGAAGGGGUGUAGUAGUUUAGGGUUGUUUUGGGGAGGUGUCUUGGGGCGCCUGCGCAGUAGAAGAGUCUAGUUGGUUUUGGCGGACUUUGUUGAGUUAGGCAGUGUAGAGUGCAAAUACACGAGUCUCGAUACUACACACCCAUUCUGUAGUUUCUCUCGUUAACUAACUUUGGACAGACAGUUAACAUCUGUGUCCAAAGACAGUUAGCAUCUGUGUCCAACUUUUUGUUUACAGUCAGAGCAAGGGAGCUUGCAGGCUUUAGCCAUUUGGGUGCAUCAUUUUGCUUUUUGCAAAUGUCGGAUACUUUGACGUCAUAAGUGAAUUCUUGGCCAUUAUUCAACUUUGACGAGUUCAUACAAACCAUGAUAAUUAAUAGAGAUUCUGUAAAUUUGAGCAUA
Messenger RNA from Corticium candelabrum, 1680 nucleotides. RefSeq lists its product as uncharacterized. The record is from RefSeq and is a predicted model, not a curated record. The coding region runs from base 702 to 1253 and encodes 183 amino acids. NCBI's taxonomy places the organism in Eukaryota, Metazoa, Porifera, Homoscleromorpha, Homosclerophorida, Plakinidae. The transcript has a single exon.